AUUGUUUAAAUACAUAGAUACAGUACUGUAGUACAAAAUCCCAUUUCAUCCGUGUUGAAAAAAAAAAGCACAGGAUCUAUGGAGAACGUCUUGAGGAUAGACCAUAGUAUUAUUCCAGGGUUCCAAGCUCACUUAGGAAUGUUAAAACGGGGAAUCAGAUUUUGCUCUCUUAUGCCUCUUACAUCACAUACCCAGCAAUGGUGGCAUUUAAAUUAUUUUACAUAUUUUUCCAUAUCGCACAGGCCACAAUUUUUGUCUAACAGAUAUUAAAGCUAGAAUACAUGCUUAAAAUAAGUACCUGAAACAAUAGGUGAUGUUAUUAGAAGAGGUUCAGUGGGCUACUUAUCAGUUUAAUAUAACUCUUUGUACCUAUAGAUAACAAAUGAUCCCGAGGAUUCCUGGGCCCAUCACUUUUGGGGACUAAUUCCGGGACAGAUGACUCCAGAUAAACUAUAUUUAUCUGGUUAUAUUUAUAUUGCCAGUUUGUUAUUGCUGUUAUCAUUUUGCUUUCUUGAUGUGGUUAAUACCUGUCCUGAGAAGUAAGGAUUUUAAAAAUUACCGUUCGAUGAAUAUCCCAAAAUCUCAUUAAAGCAUGUAUCAACCUUGAGUUAAAUGGGGUUUUUUUGUAUCCCAUAGUUUAGGAAUACAUUGGGUGAAAUUCCAUGGAGUUCAGGCUUAUCAGUGUUUGUUGGCACAAAGUUUUCCUGUAAAUCAUCUACGAAAGAAAACCGAGUGCCUUAAAGAAAAAUUCAGUCCUUCGAUCUUUCCAGCCAUAAACUCCUAAGACCUCAAGGUCGCUGUAAGGGGCGAGGGAACUGUUACUGCCCGGCCUCUCAGUUUGGGGCGUGGCUUUUGCGAGCUGCCGGCCUCAUUGGCUGAGGCGGCGUCCCCGUCCUCGCCGGUCGGUUCUAAGCUGCUCUGAGCGAAGAAUUCUCUCUUGACGGAGGAACGUUCCUACGAGGGCAUUAUGCUUCCCUCUCUGCACUACCUCUGCCGGCGUAUACCCCAUAUACCCAUAGCCAGUGUGGGUCUGGUACGUAGAUAUUUAUCUUGGGAAAAUGAGCAGCGAUGCCGAGGGCUGCUAAAGGCAUCCACCGCCCGAUACAGGAAAGAAACUGUGGGGGCAGCUGUGCUGGUGUCUCUGUGCUCCGUGGCUGGGGACCCAGCUAUCCUGUACACUCUGCGUUCCAAUGCUCUGACCGGUUUGUACAAAGGAGAAGUCAGUUUCCCAGGUGGUAAGCGUGAUGACUCUGACCAGGAUGCCAUUACCACAGCACUCCGGGAGACCCAUGAAGAGCUGGGUAUAGAGUUAAAGGAGGACUGUGUCUGGGGAAUCAUGAGACCUCUGCCUGAUAGGACUAAUAUGAUGGUGGCUCCUGUACUAGCAAACUUGGGGCCUCUGGAGAACCUGAUGCUGAAGCCUAACCCCCACGAGGUUGAGACUGUCUUUACGUUGUCUUUCUCCCACUUGCUGCAAGAAAAGAACCAGGGCUAUACUCACUUCUGCCGCGAUGGUGUCUAUAGCCACACAAUGCCUGUCUUACUGCACGGUCCUCACCGUGUAUGGGGUCUUACGGCUGUCAUAACUGAUCUGACUCUGGAGUUGCUAGUUCCAGGAAAAUACCGGAGGCGGAGUUAUGUCGUGGGUCGGCGCUGACUUUUGGCUCAAAUCCACACUUGGGUCUCCAAGAUCUCUUUCUGUUUUUCAUAUUUGUCAAAGAACUUCAGAACUGAUGAUCUCAUCAGCCAGGUGCUGCUCCUUUUCCUUGUCAUAAGGAUCUUUCAAAACUCAGGUCAGGUCAUUUCUGCAGAGCAUGAAGAAAACAGUUUCUCUCUUCAGUCCGCUACCCCAGAAUGCAACUGUUACAUUACUGGGGAAAGAGAGAAGAAACAUCUAUCCUGUUCUACUGUCAGUUGUUGUUUGGUCUUAUCCCAAAUAAAACCUGAAUAAACAAGGACACAGGGAACUUCAUGCAGAUUUCUGUUUUGGCAGGUCUAUGGGUACUAAAGAUAAAACGUAGCAGGUGUUAAACCCAGAGAUCCCAGACUUGCAUCCUUUUUUUUUUUGUAAUGGCAAUAAUUUCAUUCAGAAAUAUUGUAUUGACAGGCUAGAUAAAAUGAGUGUUUGCCAAAGAGGACACUGACCUUUUAAGAUAUUCAGAUAAGUGCCAGCCAUACAGUAUAGGAGAAAAUUCGUGAAUGAAUAUUAAUCCCUAUUUCUUUUAUAUUUCCACCAUUUCCUUGUCAUGUGGAAUUUCAGUUUAAAUCUCUGUGCCGAUUUAACAGAAUCUGCAUUUUAAUAACAGCUGUAUGUAAAUCUAGGCUGUAUGCAAGCAACAGUAUUUAAAUAUCUCUUCUGUUUUUAAUGAGAUCAAAUCUGAAAUUGUUUGGGAUAUAGGGAGUUUAAUAUAGUCAGUUCCUAGGUUUUUGAGACAUGGAACAUUUUCUCUAUACCCUUCCUACCCCCUAAAAUAGCAGAAUGAGUCACAUAUUGCUAUCCCAAGAAGACAUAAUUCUCAUUGAGGCUGUGGCAUAGCUUGUAGAACAAGGCAUCUUAUAAGAUGUUUGUGAACUGGUAGAACCUUGGUUGUGAUGGCAAUCUGAGUUCCUUUUUAUGGUGGUCAUAUGGUGGAAACAACAUGCCGAUUUCUCCUAGACUUAGUCCCAAUACUUUACCAGGCAAUGGUACAAUUGGAGUUGAAAACCAGGGGUUCAAAUAUUUUUUUUGGUGUAACAACAAUUCCAGAGUGUUGGCAGGCAAUUACAGAGAUGAUACAUAUUUCUGAACAAAGGUUCACACCAAAAAUGUUAUGUAUCCUUCCUUGGAGGAGAACAAAGAAUAUUGGUGCGUUAAGAGAGAGUCUGAAAAUAAUACGGUAGAAGUGUAUAGGUCUGAAUGGAUAUUGUAGCUUAAGAGACAGAAACUGAUAGAUUAUAAAUUGAAUGUGACUUUUGGAAAAAAGAAAAGUACCAAUGAAUACAUGAGGUGGACAGUUUUGUUUUACAGUAAGCAGGCUACCAGCUACUUUCAUAAGCUGAACGUGGAAAGAGGAGGGUCAUGCCUAAAAAGAGGCAAUAGAAAAGUGCUACUAAAUUUAAAUUAGUUUAAUAAAUAAAUACCAAUCCUGCCCUGAGGUUACAUCUAUGCAGGGAAGUCUCCACAAACAGGCCUCCCUCAAAGGUUGCACUGCAGUCCCAAAAGAGUCUCUCUGUGGUGACCAGCCCCAUCUGCCAGGUAGGGCAGAAUAGCAAAGAGCACCGUGAGCUCACAAGGAAAGCCCCACUCCUUCUGUGCAUGUGUAAGGACGUGACAUGUACUUCGAAAAGGGGCACAGCUUGCAGCAGGACUCUGAAAGCAGCCUGAUCCUUUGUGGCAGCAUCCAUGUGCAGAGACUUCCCUUUCUCUAACACUGUGUUUCUCAAUCUUG
Messenger RNA from Python bivittatus (Burmese python), 3428 nucleotides. It is a transcript of the gene NUDT8, whose product is annotated as nudix hydrolase 8. NCBI's taxonomy places the organism in Eukaryota, Metazoa, Chordata, Lepidosauria, Squamata, Pythonidae. Gene Ontology annotation, molecular function: coenzyme A diphosphatase activity. The record is from RefSeq and is a predicted model, not a curated record.